AGACUGGCCAGUGGAGGGGAAAGGAUCAGUCCAAUUGGAAUCUGAGUAAUGGUGGGUGAUGGGCACACAUACAGUAUAUCAAGAGGGAAUCCAACAUUAGAGAGCUGUUUUCCAGAGAUGCUCCAGGAGAAGGCCUCAGCUGUGACGGAUGACAGUGUGACUGGGGUCCAAUCUGGAGGGCCCCCAGAUCUCAGCCCUGACUCCUCACACUUGGGCCUGCCUACAACUCCUAGCACCCCCCAGGGCAAUGAGCCAGACCAGAAUAUUGAGAACAUCAAGGUUCUUCUUCAUGAGAGGGAGCUGUGGAAGAAGUUCCAUGAGGCGGGAACAGAGAUGAUCAUAACGAAAGCAGGCAGGAGGAUGUUCCCCAGCUACAAGGUUAAAGUGACGGGCAUGAACCCGAAAACAAAGUACAUCCUCCUCACAGACAUUGUCCCCGCCGACGACCAUCGCUACAAGUUCUGUGACAACAAGUGGAUGGUGGCAGGCAAGGCGGAGCCGGCCAUGCCAGGGAGGCUCUAUGUCCACCCAGACUCCCCAGCUACAGGAGCCCACUGGAUGAGGCAGCUGGUGUCCUUUCAGAAGCUAAAACUCACCAACAACCACCUGGACCCCUUUGGGCAUAUCAUCCUGAACUCGAUGCACAAGUACCAGCCUCGGCUCCACAUCGUCAAGGCCGACGAGAACAACGCCUUUGGGUCUAAGAACACAGCCUACUGCACUCACGUGUUUCACGAGACAGCCUUCAUCUCUGUCACCUCCUACCAGAACCAUAAGAUAACUCAGCUGAAGAUCGAGAACAACCCGUUUGCCAAGGGUUUCCGUGGCAGCGACGAAGGGGACCUGCGUGUCUCCAGACUCCAGGGAAAAGACUACCCAGUGAUUUCUAAGAACAUGGUUCGCCAGAGGCUCCUCUCCUCACAUGGUCACCGGACGGGGAAGCUGGGUGCUGGGGUGCACCUGUCGGGGCACCCCCAGGUCCUCUCCCACUACCAGUACGAGGGUGGGGUGCCCCUGGGGAACUCAGACCACCAGGAACACAUCUCCAAUUCCUUCCCUCCAAGCCGAGAGCCCAGCCUGCUCUACCACUGCUUCAAACACAGAGAUAACACCAGGCACUUGGAACUGGGUUGUAAACGGCCAUAUCUGGACACAGCACUUCCAGCAGUCUCAGAGGAACACUACUUCUGCUCUCCUCCCACCUACGAGCCUCCACUGCUGUCCCACCCCUAUUGCGGUGAGGCCAUAAGCUCCAGGGAGGCCUGUAUGUACGGAGGGAUGGAGGGAGAGAACGGGCACAGGGCUGGGGGUGCUGACGACCUGGCUCCCCCCUCUCUGAACUGCAACAUGUGGGCGUCGGUGCAGCCUUACCCGCGGUACAGCGUGCAGACAGUGGAGGCCGUCCCCUACCAGCCCUUCACUGCUCACUUCACCAGUACUGCCACCGCCACCUCCGUGGUGCCCCACCACAUCCCCACCGGACCCCCUCGCCCCCAGUCCGACAUAGGAAUUUACAGUCCAGCCACAGCACAGCAAGGCCUGGCCACAAUCCCCUCGUCGUCCUCCAUCUCAUCUUCCUCUCCACCGGUUGCUGGUUCCAGGGGUAGCAGGCCGGUGGUCCAUCCUCCUCUGUACCACAGGAAGCCUGGGCCUGGGUCUCCUCUCCGGCCUCACAGGGAGUUCUUCCCAACACAGAGCACCCCCCCAUCCAUCCGGGACCCGUCCUACCAGUACCAGAUGGGGCAGAGCAGUGUAGGGGCCCACUGGAAUGAUAGCUAGGGCUAGGGAGUGCUGUGUGGCUCCUGAGGCAGCGGCGAUGUCCACCCAUCCGGUCAGUUCAGAAUCAGCCACCCAACCAGCCAACUUUGAACUGCCUGUGAGGCAUCUGAAAUUAGAUUAUGUUGAAAUACAGCCAUGAUGACCAUGAUGAAGCCAUAGUAGUUUAGCAUGAGGAGAAGCAGAUCAGAGUGACCAAACUCCAAUAGAAGCCUACAUCUGCCUAAAAGAUCUGCACCUUCAGAUCCAUGUUGUCCUGACUGGAGGAGCAUUGUGCCUGUGAUGAUGAUAAUGAGUAUUCCAGAGGAAGAACCCCUCUAUAGAAUUAUGUAAAAGCUUGCCAUAUAAUGGCUUAAAAAAAUCAUCUAAAACGUUCAAUGUCAAACUGCCAAAAGGAGAUGUGUUCAGCAAAGUGAAAAAUAUCCAUUAUGCCUUUGAAGUAGUGUGUUUAUGGUAAAGAUGGACAAGUACCAGUAAUGAAUUGAUUAAAGUUUCUAAGAAAAACAUUUAAAUGCAAAACUUGAUCAUAUUAUUAUCAGCAAACGAGGGAGUGAGACAUGGAUGUGUAUGUGUAAAGAGAUUGAAGUAACAGGCCAAGUGUUUUGUUGAAACUUUGAGUAAAGCCUUCAUUUAAUUUUGCCAUCUCUGCUUGUAUUGAGAUACUUUGCCAGUUAGAAAUCUGUUGAACUUGUAAACAUGGGCUGCAGGUAAACUACACAACAAGCCCA
Messenger RNA from Oncorhynchus masou masou (cherry salmon), 2504 nucleotides. RefSeq names its product T-box transcription factor TBX4-like. The record is from RefSeq and is a predicted model, not a curated record. Gene Ontology annotation, cellular component: nucleus. Gene Ontology annotation, biological process: cell fate specification; positive regulation of DNA-templated transcription; regulation of transcription by RNA polymerase II. The transcript is spliced from 10 exons. NCBI's taxonomy places the organism in Eukaryota, Metazoa, Chordata, Actinopteri, Salmoniformes, Salmonidae. The coding region runs from base 49 to 1779 and encodes 576 amino acids. Gene Ontology annotation, molecular function: RNA polymerase II cis-regulatory region sequence-specific DNA binding; DNA-binding transcription factor activity, RNA polymerase II-specific.